Puma concolor (puma) is the source of this 1707-nucleotide messenger RNA. It is a transcript of the gene MLPH, whose product is annotated as melanophilin. Gene Ontology annotation, molecular function: actin binding; myosin binding; small GTPase binding. Gene Ontology annotation, biological process: intracellular protein transport. The record is from RefSeq and is a predicted model, not a curated record. Gene Ontology annotation, cellular component: cortical actin cytoskeleton. NCBI's taxonomy places the organism in Eukaryota, Metazoa, Chordata, Mammalia, Carnivora, Felidae.
AUGGGGAAAAAACUGGAUCUUUCCAAGCUCACGGACGACGAGGCCAAGCACAUCUGGGAAGUGGUUCAGCGGGACUUUGAUCUGAGAAGGAAAGAAGAGGAAAGGCUGGGGGGAUUGAAGGACAGGAUUAAGAAAGAGAGCUCCCAGAGGGAGCUGCUCUCGGAUGCGGCCCACCUGAAUGAGACCCACUGCGCCCACUGCCUGCAGCCCUACCGGCUCCUCGUGGCCCCCAAGAGGCAAUGCCUGGACUGUCACCUCUUCACCUGCCAAGACUGUAGCCACGCCCACCCGGAGGAGGAGGGCUGGCUCUGUGACCCCUGCCACCUGGCCAGGGUUGUGAAGAUGGGCUCACUGGAGUGGUACUACGGGCACCUGAGAGCCCGCUUCAAGCGGUUCGGGAGUGCCAAAGUGAUCCGGUCCCUGUGCGGGCGGCUGCAGGGUGGAGGUGGGCCUGAGCCAAGCCCUGGAGAGGGAAGUGGAGACAGUGAGCAGACAGAAGAGGAUGGAGAACUAGACACAGUGGCCCAGGCCCAACCCCUUGGGAGCAAAAAAAAGCGCCUCUCCAUUCACGGCUUGGACUUUGAGGCAGACUCUGAUGGCUCGACUCAGUCCUGCGGUCGCCCCCCAUAUCUGUCGCCGGUCCCGAUGGCCACAGACAGCAUGCAGGCCCUCACAGGUGAACCCCGUGCCAAGGACACCUCCCAGGAGGCCGUGGUCCCGGAAGAGGCUGAUGUCGGUGCCCCUGGACGCCACCCUCAUCCAGAAGAGCAGACAGACAGCCUCUCGGCUGCCAGACGGGACACCCUCACUGAGCCCCGCUUCCCCAGACAGUCCUGCACAACAGCCCUGGGGUUGGCUGUCACACCCGGUCCGGGUGUCAGCAGCAGUGAGCGGCUCUCCUCCUGGUACCCGGCUGACGAAGGCACCUCCGAUGACGAGGACACCGGGGCUGACGGUGUGGCCUCCCAGAGCCUCACGUGGAGGGACUGCGCCCCGGCUGAGAGCCAGCAUCUCACCGGCCACCAGCCCACAGACGCCGACAGAGAAGAAGAGACCCUAAAGAGGAAGCUGGAGGAGAUGACCAGCCACAUCAGUGACCAGGGGGCCUCGUCCGAGGAGGAGGGGAGCAAGGAGGAAGAGGCAGGACUGAACAGGAAAACCUCCAUCGAGGACCUCCCUGGGGCAGCCCCAGAGGUGCUCGUGGCUGCGGGCCAAACGUCCAGACAGGAAACAAGCCCCCGGGGUCCUCAGGAACUCAUGCAGCCCGGCAGAACCACGGACCAGGAGCUGCUGGAGCUGGAAGACAGAGUGGCCGUGACGGCCUCCGAGGUUCAGCAGGUGGAGAGUGAGGUUUCUAACAUCAAGUCUAAGAUUGCCGCCUUGCAGGCUGCUGGGCUCUCGGUGAGACCCUCGGGAAAGCCCCAGCGGAGGUCCAACCUCCCGAUAUUUCUUCCCCGACCCGUUGGGAGAUUGGGCCAGACCCCUAAGGAUCCAGACGCAGAGCCUUCGGAUGAGGUCAAGGUGAUGACUGCACCCUACCUUCUGAGAAGGAAGUUCAGUAAUCCCCCAAAAAGUCAAGAUAAGGCUGGCGACUCCUUUGACCGGCAGUCAGCGUACCGCGGAUCCCUGACGCAGAGAAACCCCAACAGCAGGAAGGGAGUGGCCAACCACAGCUUUGCAAAACCCGUGAUGACCCAGCGGCCCUGA